Equus caballus (horse) is the source of this 705-nucleotide messenger RNA. The record is from RefSeq and is a predicted model, not a curated record. Lineage: Eukaryota; Metazoa; Chordata; Mammalia; Perissodactyla; Equidae.
AUGGAUAACCCUGAUUUCCUGUCACUUGCUCAGCUGUUCAUUAAACGUCCAGAUGUCUUCAGGGCCAAGGAAUCGCAGUACCCACCACAGCAGUGCCCGCAGACCAACCACAGCAGUGCCCACCACAGCAGUGUCCACUACAGCAGCGCCCACUACAGCAGCGCCCACUACAGCAGUACCAACCACAGCAGUGCCCACCACAGCAGUACCCACCACAGCAGUGCCCACUACAGCAGUACCCACCACAGCAAUGCCCACCACAGCAGUACCCACCACAGCAGUGCCCACCACAGCAGUACCCACCACAGCAGUACCCACCACAGCAGUACCCACCACAGCAGUGCCCACCACAGCAGUGCCCACCACAGCAGUACCCACCACAGCAGUACCCACCACAGCAGUGCCCACCACAGCAGUGUCCACUACAGCAGCGCCCACUACAGCAGCGCCCACUACAGCAGUACCAACCACAGCAGUGCCCACCACAGCAGUACCCACCACAGCAGUGCCCACUACAGCAGUACCCACCACAGCAAUGCCCACCACAGCAGUACCCACCACAGCAGUACCAACCACAGCAGUGCCCACCACAGCAGUGCCCACUACAGCAGUGCCCACCACAGCAGUGCCCACCAUACCAGUGCCCACUACAGCGGGGCUCGAUUGUCACUGGUCAUGGAAUCUGAAUUAAUGAGGAUAAGUUAG